UGGUGCAGUCUGUGUAUAUCAGUUUUUUGCUGAUUUAUAGGCUUUUUGUUCAAGCGCACUUUUCCCGCCUUUUUUUCUUCCGACCGAAAACGCUAUGUAGUAUUUUUUUUUCUUUCUUAACACUAAUGGCGGUGCAGGGCUAAGGUCGGCACUCGUUGCUGUAGCGCGGUCGCGAGAAUACGUUUGUUUGGCCUUUUUUUUCCCAUUUUAGGCCAUUUUCUAUUAUUUUUAGGGGUGUCCCUUUGUGAUUUUGUCCGCGCCAUUUUUGGCACAAAAGACUCACUUUUCUUUCGUCGCGAAGAGUAGCUGGGGAUUUUGGUACUGCGAUUCGGCUGGGCUUCGGGUUUGGUUUUUAUUUUUGCGUUUGGGCGUUUCUUUUGCAAGCCUGUUCGUCAUCUGAGACGCUCAGAUGCCGGGCAGCACUACUGGCGAUGCCUCCCCCCCAGGGGAGGAGGUAACUGAGAAGGGCAACGGGGAUUCGCCUCCGACCCAAGAGACGCUCGCCGCGCAGACAAAAAACAUGAAAUUUAAACUUAACCCGAACUCCGCAACUCUGGUAGACAUGUACCAUGACAUAAGUGAGGCAAUCCCAGCGGUGGGCACUAAAACCAGUAAGACUCACGUGGCCAACCUGCAUGCUGCAUACGACCGUCUGUUUGGUUUUGCCCUAGACCUAAUCAACCAGAACACAACACUUGCGGCAAAGAUGGAAGCGUACAGGGAAAAGAGGGAGAGGGCCCCAGCCCCCGCAGCCCCGUCCCCCACGCCGGAGAGUGUUGCCGCCCUGCAGCGCACCUUCUCGCAGGUUCUCCAGCAGAACCCGGCGACUUCGAGCCCGAGCCCCGCCGGCCAGCAGCAGGGGGGGGCAUCACCCGAGGCCCCCAAGCCAACAACACCACCCUCAGCCCCCAGGGAGAGCCUUUUGAUCUACCCUGCAACCAAGCCAGCAGCUGGGGUGGAGCCCUACGCAGGGAUCUCCCACCUGCUGCGUACUACCUUCCAGCCCGCGGACCUCGGACUCGGCUGCGUCGAGAUCAAGCAAGUGCGAGCACCCUCGCGAUCCCCACCCGAAGACAGACAGCAACCCCGAUUCGACCAUAAAAUUGUUUAUUCCUCAAGAAGCCUGUAAUCAAGAACCAACUACCGCCGACCAUCAUCCAGCAAGCCGUCCAGAUCCAUAAUUCGACCAUAGAACUGUUAAAACAUCAAGCAUCAUGUAAAAAGAACUUUCAACAACCAUCGUCAACUAGCCCGAAACGCCACUCAAGAGAAGUCAUCAGAGAAGAACUGGGGGGGAGGGAGAUACAUUUUAGUAAUU
Ixodes scapularis (black-legged tick) is the source of this 1318-nucleotide messenger RNA. RefSeq lists its product as uncharacterized. The coding region runs from base 410 to 1129 and encodes 239 amino acids. The transcript is spliced from 2 exons. The record is from RefSeq and is a predicted model, not a curated record. Lineage: Eukaryota; Metazoa; Arthropoda; Arachnida; Ixodida; Ixodidae.